Messenger RNA from Trypanosoma grayi, 1725 nucleotides. Its product is annotated as putative protein kinase. The record is from RefSeq and is a predicted model, not a curated record. The coding region runs from base 1 to 1725 and encodes 574 amino acids. Gene Ontology annotation, molecular function: protein kinase activity; ATP binding. NCBI's taxonomy places the organism in Eukaryota, Euglenozoa, Kinetoplastea, Trypanosomatida, Trypanosomatidae. Gene Ontology annotation, biological process: protein phosphorylation. The transcript has a single exon.
AUGUCUGAGUCCAAUUCUUUGUCGGAUGUGGCGCUGCCGCUCGAAGCUCUUGGCGCCAGAGCACUUAUCAGAUACGCUUACAAAGUUUUGCAUCAGGUUUCUGGUGAUACAGACAUACCCACAGACAACGGUCACGUCAACAACGCUGACACCAACGACAACAGCUGCAGCGACCCACUCUCCUGCAUGGGCCUACCGCUGCCGGAUGCUGAGCCCAUCGACGCGCAGAGUGGGCGCCGCCUCGUCUACUUUCGGCGGCACGAGAAGCCCGCGCCGAUUAUCGGAGAGAGGCGCCCGCUCUUUCUGCACAUCGUUUUCCACCCGCCAACACCGGCGAAGUCGCUGAGCGCGGCCGCCCUCAAAUGCCUCAGCGCACAUGGCACGCUGCUGGGGUACUCCGACGAUGACACUGAACUGAUUUGGCAUGAACGGGGUGAACUUUUUGCCAGUCGCGUGCCUCUCUCCGCCAUCGCGUCGGUGAAGUGCAUGCGGGCGCUGCGCUGCUUCCACUGUGCGCAUGUCGUACCACGACAGGAGGUCAUUCAGCACCUCGCGAUGCACCUGAAGGGCAGAGGAUGCAGCGUGGGCACAUUCACAGGCCACCAUACGUGGGGCACCGCGUGCGGCGACACCGGCCUGCUUCAGCAGCUGCGCCGCGUGCGCGUCAUCGGCAGCGGCGCGCAGGGAGAGGUGGUGCUCUGCGAAGCCGGCCCCGAGGAGGCGGGGCAGCAGUACGCACUCAAGAGCAUGCGCUGUGAGAGCGAGGAGGUGGCGCGGGGCUUCUACCACCGUGCAGUGCACUGCAUGUCGCUGCGGCACGCGCACCUCGUGGAGUACCUGACGGCGCGUCUGCUGCCGGACGGCAGAACAACGGAAAUCGUCAUGCCGUUCUACAGCGAGGGUGACCUCGCCGAUGCCAUCAGGCGAUUCACAGGGAACCGCUUCGAUGAGAGUUACAUCUGCUCCAUCGCCCUCCAAAUAGCGUCUGCGCUGGGGUUCCUGCACGAACGCAACCCUCCCAUCGUUCACGGCGACAUCAAGGUAGAGAACGUUCUGUUCUUCAACAAGGGUCAACAGGUGGUGCUUACAGACCUCGACACUUGCACGGAGUUAAGCUACCACAAGAGCUCCGUCCACGUGGACCUUGGCACAACCGCGUGGAUGGCCCCAGAGGCGUUGCACAAGCAAGAGAUCAUGCCCGCCUCUGACAUGUGGGCGCUCGGCCUCGUCAUGUACGUGCUGUCCAUUCUUCCCGACUUCCCAAUGAUGAUGAAUCCAAACACCGGCGACAACGAUCUCCUCAACGCUUGCGUGUGGGAAACGUACGAGAACAGUACAACAGCGACAACCUCACCAGAAACAGUAGAAGCAGUUGCGGUGAAAACAACAACACCAAUAACAACAACACCGAUAACAAAAACACCAAUAACAACAACAUCGGCUAUGGGGGCCACAGAUUUCGAUCCUUUUAGUGAUGCACUGCGGGCUGUCGGUGCAUACGGGGGCAGUGAAACAGCUUCUGGUGAUUACGAAUUGAGUUAUCAGAGGUUAUCGAAAAUGCGUCUGGCUGACUGUGUGAAGCUAAACGUAUCUAAAAGAGGAUAUUCGACCGCAUUCGCGCAACUGACGGCUGUCCUUCUUUCAUAUGACCCUGCAAGACGCCCCAACGCAGCAGUAGUAACCGAGAGGCUCACUGAUAUCAUGACAACUCUGUUGGUGACUUAG